This is a messenger RNA of Pistacia vera, 844 nucleotides long. RefSeq names its product mediator of RNA polymerase II transcription subunit 22a-like. Gene Ontology annotation, molecular function: transcription coregulator activity. Gene Ontology annotation, biological process: regulation of transcription by RNA polymerase II. Gene Ontology annotation, cellular component: mediator complex. Bases 200 to 628 code for a protein of 142 amino acids. NCBI's taxonomy places the organism in Eukaryota, Viridiplantae, Streptophyta, Magnoliopsida, Sapindales, Anacardiaceae. The transcript is spliced from 5 exons. The record is from RefSeq and is a predicted model, not a curated record.
GCUUUGCCCAUUCUUCUAAAACAUGGAAGGCAUUAAAAGAAAGAUGCAGAAGACCGUGCUUGGGGUUGCGGAGUAGAAAGAAGAGAAAGGAGAAGGGGGAAGAGUGAAAUGAAAGAGGCAAGGAUAGGAAGGAGAGAGAGAUUUUGAACCAUACAGAGUUCCUGAGCUUGGAAUUCGGUGGUUUUUAACAGAGAAAAUAAUGAAUAAAGGAGGAGGAAGUGGGCCCACAGCAGCAGCAGCAGCUGCAGGAGCUCAGAAGCAGAAGAGUCUGAUGCAAAGAGUUGAAACUGAUAUUGCUAAUAUUGUUGACAAUUUCAGCCAAUUAGUCAAUGUUGCCAGGGUAAAUGAACUACCUGUUAGGAAUUCGCAGGAAGCAUUCACAAUGGAGAUGCGUGCAUCCAGAAUGGUUCAGGCUGGUGACUCUUUGCUUAAGUUGGUGUCUGAGUUAAAACAGACUGCAAUAUUUGCAGGAUUUGCGUCUCUUACUGACCAUGUCGAACAAAAAACAACUGAUUUUAACAGACAUGCAGAGAAAACUGACCGUGUUUUGGCUAGAAUUGGAGAGGAGGCAGCUGCUAGUCUCAAAGAGCUUGAGGCGCUUUACUAUUCUUCAGAACGAAGAAGCUAAAUUUAGCCUCAUGUUUUAGGGCCUUGGAAAAAACUGGAUGUUGUUGUACUUUAGUUGACACAUGAGUAUAGAAGCAGAAACUCUAGUUCAUAGUUUUUGAAGUAAAUUGUGUUUUAAAAAUUGAGGUAGUAUUGUAUUAACUUAAUUUUAUUUUCAAUAUUAAGAACUAAAUUGCAGUGUAGACUUGGAGCCCAAAUUACUGUUGAUAAUAGUGCC